UUGUAGGGUUGAAAGAUGGAGGAAACCAAAGUUAAGGACAGUACAAACGACAUUGCAAAUUCCGCGACAGAACCGGGGUCUGUUCUGUAUGGUGUGGAAGAUGUGCCGUCCCCUCCAUUAUGUUUCCUUUUCGGUUUACAGCAAGCUAUUAUGUGUAUUGGAGGAACAUUGUCCAUCCCGUUUAUUUUGUCUGGACUGAUUUGUGUGGGAGACAAUAAUGAUGUGAAAUCUACACUGCUGAGUAUAACUAUGUUCAUGUGUGGCAUUGCAACCAUCCUCCAGACGAUAUUUGGAAUCAGACUGGGUAUCAUACAGGGAGGCUCCCAUGCUUUUGUCGCACCUAUUGUCGCAAUGAUGGCUGUAGACAGAUGGAGAUGUCCAGGGGACAGUGCGACAUCAAAUGGCACAGACAGUGACGAAAUUUGGAAAAGCAGAAUGAGAGAGAUCCAAGGCAAUUUAGUCAUCGCGUCAAUCACACAGCUCGUGCUUGGUUGUACUGGGAUGAUAGGCAUCUUGCUGCAGUUUAUUGGGCCCCUGACCAUUGCUCCUACAAUAUCGCUGAUUGGCUUAUCACUUACCAGUGUUGUCAUUGACUUCAAUAAAAUUCACUGGGGUGUUGCAUUUUUUGCAAUGUGUUUGACACUACUGUUCACACUGUAUCUUGGCAAGUUAAAACUGCCGCUCCCAGCAUGGUCGGCAAAGCGUCAUUUUCAUAUAGCUGGGUAUCCAAUAUUUCAGCUAUUUCCGGUGAUACUAAGUAUAUGUGUGAGUUGGUUGUUCUGCUUAGUACUAACUGUUACUGAUGUCUUUCCAAAUAAUUCAACAGAACUCAGUUACAUGGCGCGGACAGACGCACGCAUUGACGUACUAGAACGAGCACCGUGGUUUUAUUGGCCAUAUCCACUUCAGUUUGGAACACCCACUGUUAGUGCCGCCGGUUAUGUUGCUUUCCUGGCAGCUACCAUAUCCUCCAUUAUAGAGUCAAUCGGAGAUUAUUACGCCGCGGCUCGUAUCUCUGGGGCACCUCCUCCACCUCCUCAUGCAAUAAACCGCGGUAUAGCCAUGGAGGGCCUCUCCAGUAUAGUGUCAGGAUUGGUAGGGGCCGGCCAUGGUACGACCUCAUACAGUGGAAACAUUGGAGCUAUAGGAAUAACAAAGGUGGCGAGUCGGGCAGUUUUUCUGACAGCUGGAGUGAUACUAUUAGUCUGUGGUGUGAUUGGGAAGUUUGGGGCCGUGUUAACUUUGAUACCAGAUCCUAUUAUUGGAGGAACACUGACUGUUUUGUUCGGUAUGGUGAGUGCUGUGGGCAUAUCGACGUUAAAAUUCAUAGACCUGGAUUCUACAAGGAACCUCACUAUUUUGGGAGUAUCACUUAUUCUGGGUUUGAUGGUCCCCCAGUACAUAAACAGUCCAGCAAAUGCGGAUAUAAUCAACACAGGUAAUGAGGAACUGAAUCAAGUAAUAAAAGUUCUACUGGGCACUGCAAUGUUUGUUGGUGGAUUUGUGGGUUGUCUGUUGGACAAUACUGUACCGGGGACAGAUGAAGAAAGAGGGAUAUUGUCAUGGCGUAAGAAUCUCCUCAUCAGAUCAGAUGGUAUAGAUCCAAAUCAAUCUAUUGAAAUGUACGAGUACCCGUACGUUACUAAGUGUUUUAGACGUGUGAAAUGCUGUUCAUAUAUACCGGUAUCGCCAGCGUUUAAUAAAGAAAUCACAGCCAAUUGUUCUUGUUGCUGUUCGAACAAAAAUCAGAAAAGUCUAAUGAAAACUGGAUACGACAACCAGGCAGCGACAGAGGAUAUAGAAAUUGAAGUAACUUACAAUAAAGAGGAAGCUAAACUGUGAUAUGUAUAUAUUUUUCAAGUAAUCUUUGUCAUGUUCUAGAAUUUACAGUUGUCGUAUACACAUAGGAUAACAUGAACAUUAUGCAUAUCAUCCUGUAGAGCUGAAGCUCAGGCGGAAAGUUAGUUGACUAUUGAUUAAAAGCUGAAAAUGCUCUGCGGUUGGCGGACUAAAAGACAGUAGUGUUUUUGCAAGAAAAGAAAUCACCCAAAACAUGUGACAGACGUUUUUACAUCCACAAAAUAUAAAUACAUACUGCAUCGUCUUUAAAGACAGAAAUGCACUGUGCAGACCUUAUUUGAAAAUGUAUGCGUAAAUGUAAUAAUAUUACAAACUUGUACAAAAAAGUGUUUUUACAACUACUAAUAACCAUCUCUUCCCAACGUGCUCCAUCUUUAACAACUAUUGACCAUCAUAUUGACGGGCUCCACUACAAUAACUACUGACCACCAGUGCGAUAUAACAACAACUGACAAUCAGUUCCACCUUAAAAACAUCAGACAAUCAGCCCACCUAUAUUAGCUGCUGAUAACUGGCUCCACCUACAACAGCUGCUGACAAUCAGCCCACCUACAUUAGCUGCUGAUAAUCGGCUCCACCUACAACAGCUGCUGACAAUCAGCCCACCUACAUUAGCUGCUGAUAAUCGGCUCCACCUACAACAGCUGCUGACAAUCAGCCCACCUACAUUAGCUGCUGAUAAUCGGCUCCACCUACAACAGCUGCUGACAAUCAGCCCACCUAUAUUAGCUGCUGAUAACUGGCUCCACCUACAACAGCUGCUGACAAUCAGCCCACCUACAUUAGCUGCUGAUAAUCGGCUCCACCUACAACAGCUGCUGACAAUCAGCCCACCUACAUUAGCUGCUGAUAAUCGGCUCCACCUACAACAGCUACUGACAACCAGCUACACCUACAACAGCUAUAGACAAAGACCUGCACCUAAAACAAAUAUUAAGCACCACCAGCUCUUCUUACAAAGAAGUCCCAGAACAUGAAACACCUGAUUUUGUGUUGCUUUCAAAUAUAUGAAGAUUCGUCAUAAUUUGCACUGGUUGUGAAGGAAGUCAUGGCGUUUCUAUAUGAAUAGUUAAGAACUGUAAUAAAGAUAAAAAGCAAGAACAAAAGGGAUCUAUACCCUCGGACUGAGCCUAAUCGCGUUCAGUUACCUCGAUACCGUCUACUGAGAACGGUUCGUGCACUUUAAUUAUGAAUCGCAACAAGCAAACACUUGACAUUAAGGCAGGCAACUGACUACGGCUGAGAGAGGAUAUCAACACAACAUGGCUAACCCAGAUAUGCAAUGUAAAGUUUUGUUUUCUGUAACAUUCUUGGAACAUUCGUCAGUUAUGAGUUUUUCUUAUUUCUUGUGUAUUUUAGGACUCGUAUUGUGCUUUUAUGAUAACUGGAAUGUGCGUCCUUGGACAUGACUUAGUGUCAAAGGUAAAUCAGGUGUAUAAUAUUUUCAUCAAUGAUUUACCUCUUAAUAUAAUGCAGUCACUUCUUGAUAGGACACGUGGUGCAGUUGGUAGACCUAUCAUUUUUUUGCCUACGACUGUAUACAUAGCUGCCGGUCCAAAUCAUGGCUGAGAUUUUUUUUUAUUUCAGAUCUCUUUCAGCCUCAAGUGUUUAACUACGUCACUGUUAACGUCCUUCAGGAAAAAGCAGCGUAUACCAGUCCCUCCUUGUUCUUUGAUCUGUUGUCGUCUUUUUCAGAAAUCCAUUUGUAUAGUCUCAAUCGAAUAAUAGGCUAAACUAAAAUAAGCUUUACAUCAUUUCUUUGUUUAUGUAAUUAAAACGUUGACAUAAAAAGAAAUGAUAUAAAUCAGAUUUUAUCUAACAUCAAGCUUGUAUUUCAAUGGCAGGUAUAUAUGAUUUUGUUGCAAACAAUGCGCCAGAGAAACCUAUUUGUAUUACUGCGCCACUAGGGUGUCAUCAUCUCGUGUUGUGCAUUGCACAAUUCAAGCCCGGUAACGAUACCAGUAUAAUAGAACAAUCUAUAGUGUUAUGUUAUGUUAUGUGUUUCAUGAUAUAUUUGCUUAAAUAAAAGAGAAUCUCAUGAAACCAGUCUAGACUAUAAAGUACAUCAUUUAUAUAGAACAGAACAGUACAGAACAGAAAUUGUAUCUUGCAUUUAACAGCAUAUGUACUUCUACUUAUAGACAAUAAAAAUGUAUACAAUUGCACAAAGUGUGUGUAAAAGAUGAAUGAACGCACUA
Mercenaria mercenaria is the source of this 4058-nucleotide messenger RNA. Its product is annotated as solute carrier family 23 member 2-like. Lineage: Eukaryota; Metazoa; Mollusca; Bivalvia; Venerida; Veneridae. Gene Ontology annotation, biological process: transmembrane transport. Bases 16 to 1842 code for a protein of 608 amino acids. Gene Ontology annotation, molecular function: transmembrane transporter activity. Gene Ontology annotation, cellular component: membrane. The transcript is spliced from 11 exons. The record is from RefSeq and is a predicted model, not a curated record.